Molecule: messenger RNA, 354 nt
Organism: Bolinopsis microptera
Lineage: Eukaryota; Metazoa; Ctenophora; Tentaculata; Lobata; Bolinopsidae
Exons: 1
Coding region: 1-354 (117 amino acids)
Source: RefSeq, a predicted model, not a curated record
AUGAAGUGGUUCUUCCAUGUCUCCAAUGAAGAAGUUCUCAGGCGUGCUGGAAUAAAGUCUAUUGAAACUUUCAUCGGUUUGGCUAGACUAAGGUGGUACGGACACGUUGUCAGAAUGCCAGAGACACGGUUUCCCAAUUUUCUACUGGAUUGGAAACCAAACUAUGGAAAGAGAUUGAGAGGACGACCCCGCAAAGGCUGGAUGGCCUGUGUACUCGAGGAUGCUGCUGACUUUACAGGUGUCGAUAACAUCAGCAGAGACGCAGUAAAACAGUUAGCUCUAAAACGAGUGGAAUGGAGGAACAUGAUACACCGUAGAAGAGAUGUGUGUGAUGCAGGCCACUCCAACGACUAG